UAUAAAAACCAUUCCGAGUACCCCCCUGGCGAAGACUACGAAACUCUCGCCACUCUUCCAGCGAUAACCCCGUCGCAAAGAUUGACCCAACCAACACAACUACUUGAACACCCUUACACACGGCAAAAUAGCACUGCCCUGCCUAUUCUCCUCCCCCGCCGAGUCCAAGGCGGUUUACUUUCAUCCUUAAUCGCUCCUUCUGGGACACAAUUCAGACCUCCUGCCUCUGGUCCUACAAAACGAACACCAACAUUUGAUCUUGAGGACGGACCGACAUAUCGAGGUGGAUCCUCAGACGAAGAAGAUCUACAAAACACAGAUAUAAAACCAUCUUUGUUUGCGAAAACCAUUCGGAGCCCCGAAAAAGAAAAGAUCAUGGAGUCUCCCGUCCGCCCUGACACCGGGCCAAUGGAUCGCUUCCGAGAGAUUACAGCCUCUGCAAUGUACGAUCCGAACAAUCCUGGAACCGCAAUCAAGCGGACUGCAGAUGAAAUGAGUCCGCCGGAACCCAAGGGAGUUGCCUUGAAAAAAGUGCGCCAAGAUGCGCCAUCUCACGCACAGCCUGUGGGAGUUCCAGACAUCCAGCUUCAUGAAAUCAACGACUUCAGACUCCGCGUCAAGGUUGAGCGCAUUCUCAAAGUCAUGCCGCAUAUGACUGUUAGAGCCUGUAUGGACGCCAUGUUGAAAGCAAAGGGCAACUACGACGACGCCCUCCAAAAUCUUGCAAAAAUGGAUGCUGCUGAACAGGAGAAUGGUCCCGUGGUGAUUCAAUCCUCCGAUGAUGAAUUGAGCGCCUCCCCGGCUGCGGGCCCGGUCCCCAUGGCCAAGCAGAACAUCAAAGCCCGUGGCACCAUUCAGGACAAGUGGGCAGCAAUGAAGCAGCCCAAGGGCCAGGAUUCCGAUGACGAAGGAAAGCCUCGUCGCCGACUGAUUCGUGGACCCAAGUCUGGAGGCUCUUCCCGUGCUGUUUCGCCUGUUCGUUCUAUCACCAUCGACGGGGACAGUCCCCCGAAAAAGAAGCUGGGACGGCUCCAGAAGGGUCGCAAAGCUCCUUCACCUGACCGAUCUGAGUCCCCCGAGGCUAUGAUGAGUGAUUCGGACGAUUCUAAUAUUGAGAUCCAAGAAUCCACCGCUGGCGGUUUGGAUUCCAAGGUUUUGAAAUUCCUCAAAACAUGCAGUGUUCAGGAUCUCGCUGAUCUCGCUUCUAUCCCCCAAGAAACUGCUCAAAUUAUCAUUUCGAACCGUCCAUACGAGACCCUCGAUGCGGUGCGUGUUGUCUCUGCUCCAGUUGCAGAGACUGUGAAGCCCAAGGGCAAGAGAGGAGGCAAGGCCCCCAAGCCCAUCGGUGACAAGAUUGUCGACAAGUGUAUUGAUAUGUGGACUGGAUACACGGCCAUUGACACUCUUGUUACCGAGGUUGCGGCACUUGGUAAACCAGUUGCUGAUGAGAUGAAGAAAUGGGGCGUCGACACCUUCGGGAAAAAGGGAGACUUGGAAAUCACCAACCUUGCUCCUGCUCCUGCCCCUGCCAAACCAGAGCACGACUCUGGCAUUGCUACUCCUGCGACUGAACACCAAUCUUCCGGAAGUGACGAAGAAAGCGGAAAACUGGUUGUUUCCAAGCGCAAAUCACGUUUUAUCUCGCAGCCCGCUAUCAUGGCCGACGACCUGGUCAUGAAGGAUUAUCAAAUUGUGGGCAUCAACUGGCUCGCAUUGCUAUUCGAAAAGAAACUCAGCUGCAUCCUGGCCGAUGACAUGGGCCUGGGCAAGACUUGCCAGGUCAUUGGAUUCCUCGCGCAUCUGUUCGAGAAGGGCAUCAAGGGCCCUCAUCUGAUUGUUGUCCCUUCUUCCACCAUUGAGAACUGGCUUCGCGAAUUCCAGAAGUUCUGUCCAGUCUUGAACGUCAUGCCAUACUAUGCUGGUCUCAACGAGCGUGCGCUUAUCCGGGAGGAGAUCGAGGAACGACGUGACGAGAUCAACGUUGUGAUCACCACCUACACGAUUGCCAAGGCGAAGCUUGAUGCCAAGUUCUUGCGUGACAUGGAUUUCACUGUUUGUGUCUACGACGAAGGCCACAUGCUCAAGAACCAUCAAUCUCAGCUUUACGAAAAGUUGAUUCGAAUUCGGGCGCGUUUCCGUCUGCUUCUCACCGGUACUCCUCUCCAGAACAACUUGCAGGAGCUGGCAUCUCUUCUCGGCUUUAUUCUUCCCUCGGUCUUCCAGGAUCACAAAGAUGAUCUUCAUGCUGUCUUCUCCAACAAGGCAAAGACCACCGACGAGUCCCAUGCUACCCUCCUAUCCCAGCAGCGCAUUGAGCGCGCGAAGUCGAUGAUGAAGCCCUUUAUCCUCCGACGAAAGAAGCAUCAGGUCAUUGAUCUUCCAGCCAAGCACUCCCAUGUCGGUUGGUGUCAAAUGAAGCCUUCUCAGGUCAAGAUUUACGCCCAUGAAAAAGAGCAAGUGCGCCAGCUGAUGGAAGAUCGUGCCGCUGGAAAGAAGACUGGUUCGAAGUCCGCCAACAUUCUGAUGAAGUUGCGCCAGGCUGCUAUUCACCCUCUCCUUGCUCGUCGCCAUUACACAAAUGAGAUUCUGCAGAAGAUGGCUAAGGCCUGUUUGAAGGAAGACAAGUGGUCGCUAUCCGACCCCAAGAUCAUUUUCGAGGAACUCAAGGCGUACAACGAUUUCGAGUGCCACCACAUGUGUGUGGAAAACCCCCAAUCCCUUGGCAAGUUCAAGCUGAAGAGCAACGAAUGGAUGGACUCCGGCAAGGUGGAGCACCUCAAAGAGCUUCUCACCCGUUUCAUCGACAAUGGCGACCGCACUCUCAUAUUCUCUCAGUUUACAAUGGUCAUGGACAUUCUUGAGCACGUCUUGGAGACACUGAAAAUCGAGUUCGUCCGCCUGGAUGGUCGCACCAACGUCGAGGACCGCCAAUCCAUUCUCGACGCCUUCCACGACCGCACCGAGAUCCCCGUUUUCCUUCUGUCCACCAAGGCCGGUGGUGCCGGUAUCAACUUGGCCUGUGCCAACCGCGUGGUCAUCUUCGACUCUUCCUUCAACCCACAGGAAGAUGUGCAGGCUGAAAACCGUGCCCACCGAGUCGGCCAGAACCGCGAGGUCGAAGUCUACCGUCUGGUGACCCAGAAAACCAUUGAGGAACAGAUCUACGCACUAGGCCAGACCAAGCUGGCACUUGAUCAGGCCGUUGCUGCGGACGAGGAAGCUAGCACGAAGAAGGGUGAGGAGGCUGGCAUGAAGGUCGUCGAGGAAAUGAUCAUGGCUGAGAUCGAAGCGGAGACAAAGAAGUGA
Messenger RNA from Penicillium verrucosum, 3306 nucleotides. RefSeq names its product DEAD/DEAH box helicase. The record is from RefSeq and is a predicted model, not a curated record. Gene Ontology annotation, cellular component: nucleus. The transcript has 2 exons. NCBI's taxonomy places the organism in Eukaryota, Fungi, Ascomycota, Eurotiomycetes, Eurotiales, Aspergillaceae. The annotation marks the transcript as partial. Gene Ontology annotation, molecular function: DNA binding; ATP-dependent chromatin remodeler activity; ATP binding.